Meloidogyne enterolobii is the source of this 1503-nucleotide messenger RNA. The record is from the annotation of a GenBank genome assembly. NCBI's taxonomy places the organism in Eukaryota, Metazoa, Nematoda, Chromadorea, Rhabditida, Meloidogynidae.
AUGACUACUUUUGAUAAUCUAGAAUCCCCCAUUUAUGUUUUUCAAUUGCCCGCUAGAAUUGUUAAUGAGUUAGCGACUUUAUUGGAUCCUGGGGAUUGUUGGGAGACGAUAGCCUUUUUAAUGCCCGGAAUUCAGGAUAUCGACACCGAAGCAUGCAAAAAACUCGCUGUUACUAGUGAUGGCCAUCCAACAGAAACUUUGCUUAGAAUUUGGGGGUCAAAAGGUUAUCGAAUACUGGAUUUGUAUAAAAUAUUUUUUCGUGCUAAACUUAUUCGAUGUAUGCAGAUUCUGUUGCCUUUCGUUGAACCAAAAUUUCACAAAUAUGCCCAAGUAUGUGAUGAAGAACCUCAACAGCAACAACAAGCACCUUUUCCUUCAAUUGGAAGAAAUAAUUUAAUUAAUAAUAAUUUAAAUGAAUCAAAAAAGGCGUCAGUUGUAAAACAAGGAUCUUUUGGUGUCUAUUCUCGUAAAGUUUCGAGUGCUGAGAGUGCUCCACAAUCUUUGCCUGAACAACAACAUCACUCGUCUGCUAGUAAUGCAAUUUUAACUGGUCUACAAAGCACUUUAACUGUCCCCUAUUCUGAUAUAAUUAUUGCAACACAAAAUUGGGCAUCAGAACAAAUACUUGGAAAGGGCGGUUAUGGAGUUGUUUACAAAGGAAAUUGGAAGCAUACUGAAGUUGCUGUUAAACGAAUUCAAGGGAAGAAAAAUGGAAGAGGAGAAGAGUUUGAACAGCAUCAAAAAGAACGUUUACGCCAAAGCUUACAAGAAUUACGAACUCUAGCCAAAUUUAGACAUGACAACAUUUUAUCUUUAUAUGGGUAUUCUUUGGAUGGUCCAGAACCUUGUUUAAUAUAUCAAUUUAUGUCUAAUGGAUCUUUAGAGGAUAGAUUACUUUGUAGGAAUUCAACACCUCCACUUGACUGGCCUCUUCGUUUAUCAAUAUCAAAAGGUGUUAGUUGUGGCCUCCAUUUUCUUCACACAACGGGGACAAUGCCUAUAAUCCACGGAGACGUAAAAUCAGCAAAUAUAUUGUUAGAUAAACAUUUUGAACCAAAAUUGGGAGAUUUCGGUUUGAGCCGAGAUGGGCAAUUAGAAAAUUUUGAAGAUGGGAAAAAGCCAAUGAUAGCAUCACAUAUAAAGGGGACUUUAGCUUAUUUACCCCCAGAAUUUACUACAAGCCAAAUUUUGACAACAAAAUUGGAUGUUUAUAGUUUUGGGGUAGUUUUGUUAGAAAUGGCUAGUGGACAACGAGCUUUUUUGUCUAAUAGAGAACCUCAAGGAUUGGUCGAAUAUACUAAUAAAUAUUAUAGACUGGAUGGAGGUGUUAAAAUGGCUGAAAUUUUGAGUGAUAAAAGAAUUGUUAUAGGUGAUAAUCAACAAUAUAAACAAAUAUUUGAAUUAUUAAUAAUGCUAGGGAUUGCAUGUACAAAGAAUGAUCGUUUUUUGAGGCCAACAUUUUCCCAAGUUUUUGAUCAAUUAGAAACCUUAAAUAAAAAGUGA